Molecule: messenger RNA, 1246 nt
Organism: Bursaphelenchus okinawaensis
Lineage: Eukaryota; Metazoa; Nematoda; Chromadorea; Rhabditida; Aphelenchoididae
Source: the annotation of a GenBank genome assembly
AUGUCGUUGGCGUCGAAAGUGUUGAAGUUUUCGGCUCAACGCUCUCAAACCAUCACUCCGAAAUGCUCUAUGUACCAAAACCCCUACAUUAUUGAGCAUCAGAAGAGGCGUCGCGUCUCUGAGGACUACCCCAAAAAGGUAUUUUUAAGGAUUUUUUGGUUGAAAAAAGGUUAAAACUAGUGCUUUUAGGUCAUAAAGUACGUGGAAUGAUAAUAAUUUUAAGAAAAUUUUAAUUUGAAGUCAAUUCUACGGACUUUUUGACCUUUUUUAUAAAAAUAAGGAUUUUGGAGCGUUGAGAAAGGCAUGUUUUACUUGUUGGAAAAAGUCUUGUCGUCAAUUUACAUUGGCUUCCGAGACGAAAAACGACAAGACUUUUCAUUGUUCUAUUUUUAAAGAAGCUUUUGAUAAAAUUCGUCAUUGAUGACAUGUUUAAUCAAAAUGAAUGCCAACUGACAUAAUAUGAUAUGAUCUAUGACAAUAUUUUCAGAGCACCGGCUUAACUGGCCUCUGGGUAAACGAACACCCCCACUAUACCCUGAAGGUCGUGUAUGGUAGAAUCCUGAGAACUCUUCAAAGCAUCCCAGUCAACAAUCCAUACCGACAAGCCACCGAACAGUUGAUUAAUCAUCGAUUGAAGUUGGUUGAGGAGGUAGGAUCGAAGUUUUGAAAUUUCGAAGAAUUUACUAAAUUUUGAAAAAAAUUUUUUUUUUGGAAAAUGUUUUUUUUUUGUUUAAAAAUUGAAUUUUUGAAGUUUUAAAGAAACAAUAAGUCUUGUCGUCAAUUUACAUUGGUUUAGUUGGUAAAAAACGACAAAACCUUUUUAAUCUUGCAAUAGUAUGUUUAGAAAAUAACUGUUUUUACAAAACAAAAAAUGGCAAGAACUUUCUUUACACAAUCAAAAAUUGUAAAAACUUUCUUUACAAAACAAAAAACGGCAAAAACUUUCUUUACAAAACAAAAAAUGGCAAAAACUUUCUUUAAAAAACAAAAACUGACAAAAACUUUCUUUACAAAGCAAAAACGGCAAAAACUUUCUUUACAAGCCAAUAGUAUAGUAAAAUUUACCAAAUUUUAGGAGACAGAUGUGUUCAAACUGGAGGAAAAGAUUGGAAUGGGUCAGAUCGAGGAAGUCAUCCAACAAGCCGAAUACGAAGUGGCGGCCGCUCGUGCCAUCGUCGAAAGCAAGGCCUGGGAACCGCUAGCCGAGCCGGCUUCCGAAUCCCAAUGGCGUUGGCCGGUAGCUUAG